UUAAUGGCAAAACCUCUGCUGCUCUCAGGGUUAGUUGGUCUUACGCUGCUGUUAUCUUGUGAAGGGGCCUUGUUCUUGGUCGGAGACACCGCCGGCUGGGAUACUAGCGCUGAUCUCGCUACAUGGCCGGAGGCCAGAGUUUUCUCUGUUGGUGAUAUUUUAUCAUUCCAAUAUUCCAGUUACCACACAGUCAACCAGGUGGACAAAAAUGGCUAUAACACCUGCAACACUUCAAAUGCUAUCCUCACAAGUUCUGGUGGGAACACCACUGUCCCUCUUACUAGCGUUGGCGAUAAGUAUUUCAUUUGUUCAAAUGUUCCGCACUGUUUUGGAGGCAUGAAGCUUAAAGUUACUGUGAUUAGCAACCAAACAGCCUCGCCGCCGGUUGCUGCAUCGCCGGAGUUGUCUCCGUCGACUACUCUCCCUCGGAGCUCGUCAACGACAACGAAUGCCAAUUUAUUGCCACCUGAAUCUAAUGGCGUGGAUCGUGGUGGAAGGAGUCAUGCCUUGUUCAUUAGUUUGUGCUUUACUUUUGGAGCUUUGUGGUGGUGGUUGAUGAAAUUUUGAGUGAAUGUAGAAAAUAUUUUUCAUUGGUGUGACAAUGUUGAAUAAAUAACUUUAAAUUUUAGGGCUUGGACGUUGUUAAUAUGUAAUGUGUUGGAAUGAUGGCCAUAUUUUUGGGUAUUUUUAUGACUUUCGAAACUAAUAAUGUUGGAAGCUUUGGCUUGGUUGUCAUAUUUGGAUAUGGGGUUGAUUAGUGCAUAUAUUGAUGUAC
Molecule: messenger RNA, 775 nt
Organism: Phalaenopsis equestris
Lineage: Eukaryota; Viridiplantae; Streptophyta; Magnoliopsida; Asparagales; Orchidaceae
Product: stellacyanin-like
Exons: 2
Coding region: 4-567 (187 amino acids)
Cellular component (GO): plasma membrane
Molecular function (GO): electron transfer activity
Source: RefSeq, a predicted model, not a curated record